CUGGGAGACAUGGGGAAGGGAACAUGGCCUCCCUGAGCCUGUCUUUGACCCUGCAGGAGGUGAUAUCUGUGAGGGCCACCCUGCAGAUGGACCCCCAGGGAGCUCAGGAGAGACAGCAGCAGCAGGGUGUCGUCCCCUUCCUGGGCAUGUUCCUCUAUCACCUAAAGCUGCUGGACAUUGGGAUGGAGGAUGAUCUGGAAAAAUUCACACUCAUCCGGAGGAUCCAGCUGCUCCAGCAGGCUGCAAAUCAGUAUGACCUGGAGCCCGACAAGCGAUUUGGGGCCUGGUUCCAGGCCAUGGAGCCCAUCAGUGUCCAUGAGAGCUACUGGGUCUCCUGCCAGCUGGAGCCCGCACACCAGAAGGCGAGCAAAAUGCGGCUCUUCAGGAGAAAGAGGAACCGGACAUCCUCCAGUUCAGGGCCAACCACCAUGCCCUUGGCGAUGAGCCAUCACACUCUGGAGACCACAAGUGCAGCUCCUCCUGACCAGCAGGGACACUGGCGCCCUCGGGGUGCACCGGGCCAGGUCUUCCCACCCUGAGUGAAUGAGGACAUCCUAAGACUUUCCCUGGUUUCCCCUAAAUCCCCAGAGGGAGGGCACCACCCCUUCCCUCUCCCUGACAUCACCACGCCAGCCACUGUUAACCCAUUGGGGAGGAGUGAUAUUAUUUCUUUAAUAGUAAAUGGUAGAUUUGA
Molecule: messenger RNA, 694 nt
Organism: Diceros bicornis minor
Lineage: Eukaryota; Metazoa; Chordata; Mammalia; Perissodactyla; Rhinocerotidae
Product: ral guanine nucleotide dissociation stimulator-like
Exons: 5
Coding region: 24-539 (171 amino acids)
Biological process (GO): small GTPase-mediated signal transduction
Molecular function (GO): guanyl-nucleotide exchange factor activity
Source: RefSeq, a predicted model, not a curated record